This is a messenger RNA of Thamnophis elegans (Western terrestrial garter snake), 555 nucleotides long. RefSeq names its product neurophysin 1-like. NCBI's taxonomy places the organism in Eukaryota, Metazoa, Chordata, Lepidosauria, Squamata, Natricidae. Gene Ontology annotation, cellular component: extracellular region; secretory granule. Bases 57 to 419 code for a protein of 120 amino acids. The transcript is spliced from 3 exons. The record is from RefSeq and is a predicted model, not a curated record. Gene Ontology annotation, molecular function: neurohypophyseal hormone activity.
AGGGCGAGGUUUUCUGCACAAUUCCAUAAACUAGGCAACUAGCAGGGAUUGCCAAGAUGUCUUACACCGUGUUGACUCUCUGCUUAUUUUCGCUGCUCGCUUUUUCUUCUGCUUGCUACAUUCAGAAUUGCCCCAUUGGAGGGAAGCGGUCAAUUCUGGACAUGGAAGUCAGAAAGUGCAUUUCCUGCGGACCUAGGAACAGAGGCCACUGCUUCGGGCCCAACAUCUGUUGCGGGGAAGAGAUUGGUUGUUUCUUCGGCACAGCAGAAACCUUGCGAUGCCAAGAGGAAAAUUUUCUCCCUACCCCUUGUGAGUCUGGAAGGAAACCAUGCGGGAACAACGGAGGAACAUGUGCUGCCUCCGGCAUCUGCUGCAAUCACGAGGGUUGCAUGGUUGAUUCCGUAUGUGAUCAAGAAUGAGAAGACUCAAGGAAGAACACUGGGAAAAAAAAACAAUUUUAGAUUAUGAACUGGUAGAUCAUACCGAACUGAUGUGUUUGCUAAAAGCCUGCAAUUCAUACAUUUGUGCAAAAUAAAAGUUGAACAGCCAUUAAAA